GUCCCCACCAACUCUUUAGUGCGAACGCUUCCUGCUGUCACCAGCCUGAGARGCCAGUGGCUUGGCUUUGAGGCAGAGAGGGCUGUGAUCAAAUCAGCCUUAGGUCUCCUCUUAGGACCAGUAACUUGGGUUUCAGAGAGAGGGGGAGAGAGGGACACCCUCUUGGGCCUUCGGCUCGGAGCGUCUGCUCCCUGGAACGAGGUGAAAGAAGGGUAUUUCAAGCACUAUAAAAUUCCUGUGUCAAGGGCUCCCUUUCAACCUCGUCACUUGAAGAAGCUCUGCUUGACCUUCCUCCAACCCCAUGGCCAAGAGAGUUGCAGUGAUUGGAGCUGGUGUGAGUGGCCUGUCCUCCAUCAAGUGCUGCUUGGAUGAGAACCUGGAGCCCACCUGCUUUGAGAGAAGUGAUGACUUCGGGGGACUUUGGAAGUUCACUGAAGAUUCCAAAGACGGGAUGACCAGGGUCUAUCGGACGUUAGUGACAAAUGUCUGCAAGGAAAUGUCAUGUUAUAGUGACUUCCCUUUCCAAGAAGAUUAUCCCAAUUUCAUGAGACAUGAGAAAUUUUGGGACUAUCUACAAGAAUUUGUUGAGCACUUUGACCUCCUGAAAUACAUUCGGUUUAAGACCACUGUGUGCAGCGUGACAAAACGUCCAGACUUCUCCGAAACGGGUCAAUGGGAUGUCGUCACAGAGAUGGAGGGCAAGCAGGACAGAGCAGUCUUUGAUGCUGUCAUGGUGUGCACAGGACACUUCCUGAGUCCCCAUUUGCCUUUGGAGUCCUUUCCUGGAAUCCAUAAUUUUAAAGGCCGGAUCCUGCACAGUCAAGAGUACAAGAGCCCAGAAGGCUUUCAGGGGAAACGUGUCUUGGUGAUUGGUCUUGGGAACACUGGAGGAGACAUUGCGGUGGAGCUCAGCCGAACAGCAGCUCAGGUACUUCUCAGUACUAGAACUGGCACCUGGGUUAUCAGCCGCUCUUCAGACAGAGGCUACCCUCUUAACAUGAUGAUCAAGAGAAGAUGCUAUACGUUUAUUAACCAACUGCUGCCUCCAUGUUUCGUAAACUGGCUUCAAGAGAGGCAGAUGAGUAAAAGACUAAACCAUGAGAUUUAUGGAUUAAGUAUUACAAAGGGGAAGAAAAAAAAAGUUAUUGUGAAUGACGAGCUGCCAACCUGCAUCCUAUGUGGGCUGGUCACUAUGAAAACCGGUGUGAAGGGAUUCWCAGAGACCUCUGCCAUCUUUGAAGAUGGGACAGUGGAAGCCAACAUUGAUACUGUGAUCUUCACUACAGGAUAUAUAUUUUCUUUUCCCUUUCUUGAAGAACCUCUCCAAAGCCUUUGUAGAAAGAAGAUAUUCCUACAUAAGUGGGUCUUUCCCUCAAGCCUGGAGAGAGCAACAUUAGCCRUCAUUGGCCUUAUCAGCCUUAACGGGUCCAUCUUAUCAGGCACAGAGCUCCAAGCACGGUGGGCCACAAGAGUGUUCAAAGGWCUCUGUCAGAUCCCUCCACCCCAGAAGCUGAUGGCCGAGGUCACUAAAAAGGAGGAGCUCAUUCAAAGGGGCGUGAUCUCGGACGACAGUCAGGACAAGCUCGACUACAUCCUCUACCUGGAUGAGCUUGCCGCGUGCAUCGGCGCCAAGCCCAGCCUCCCACUGCUGCUCCUCAGGGAUCCCAGACUAGCCUGGGAAGUCUUCUUUGGACCCUGUACCCCUUACCAAUACCGCCUGGUGGGCCCCGGAAGAUGGGAAGGAGCCAGAAAUGCCAUCCUGACCCAGUGGGACAGGACCCUGAAGCCUCUCAAAACCCGAGUCCCUCCCGACACCCCCAAGCCUGCCUCCACGUCACACUGCUUGAGAGCUUGGGGUGGCCYUGUGCUGCUGGCCUCUCUCCUACUUAUCUACAAGUCUUCCCUUUCCAAGUGGAUGCAGGACAGACUCUCCCCUCAGCUAGGGCUGAGCUUUGGGUGUGCCCCCUGGAGUUCAUGGGCUGGCAGACUGGCUCCAGCGUGGCAGCACUGAGAGGUGGGGACUAGGGGAGGGACUGGGGUCAUGCAGACUCUACCUACCGUCAUAAACGGAUCAAUGCCACUCACAGAACUGGAUUAGUUUCCAUGAGGUUGUUAUAAAGUGAGGCUGCCCCUUGUUUUCUCUCCUUCUAAGGCACCUGCUUGAGAAGCAAACCUCCCACCUUUCAACAUGCUAUGAAAACACAGUUUCACCAGAAGUUCCCCUAGGCCCUUGGAUGUCCCAGCCUCCAGAACUGUGAGCCAAAGAAACUUAUUUUCUUUAUAAAUUACUAAUCUCAGGCCUUCUGUUACAGCCAUGGAAAAAUGGACUAAUACACCUAGUGUUUGGUGAGGACGAAGCUGAUUGGUUUCAAGGAUCAAACCAUGCCAUGAUGAUCCUAUCUUCAAGUAUCUUGUGUAUCCCUUCUAUCCUUCCUCCGUACCGUCUACAAUCCAAGUUCAGGUCUAGUCAUCUCUUAGCAGAAUUAUUAUAUUGUGUAUCACUCUUUGGUCUCAGUACCCUCUCUCUCUUUCCAGUGCACAUGCUAUCCUAAAAUAACAGUGUGAUCAUCAUUGCCAAACAUAAAAGUAUGAGCAUUCUUGCCUAAAAUUAAAAUGAUCAUCAUUCAUAUCAGGGUCCUGAAAGGAAUAAGAUGAUGAUACUCAAAUUGAAUAAUUUGUGGAAAUUUAAUAUAGAGAUUAAUCAAAAAGAUGUGAGCAUUGCUGGGAAAUUGUAGGGGUCGUAACAUGCCCUCAGACCACAGUGAGGUGGCUGACUAUCCCUAGACCACAGCAGGCCAGAAGGAGAGGAAUUACUAAUGAAAGCAGGAAGGAGCUUUGCACAACAAGAGCCACGGCUUUCAGCUGCACGAGGAAGGCAGGCCUGAGGGCCCCCAGAGUGGGAAGCUGAGGGGCAGACGGUCUGUUCUCUCUUCCUUCCCUCGUUCACCUCCAAAGCCAACCAAGAGUCUGAGGCGGGGUGCCAGCUGUKGUCCAGGAGUCGGCCUCCUGGGUCGGUCACCCUGCUCUGUGCAGCUGAGACGACUGGUCAAGGUCACUCCCUGGAGAAGGAGACSUGGGUCAUCACCUGAACUCUGGUGUCAGCCAUGAGGCCCUGGCCAAGGAGCCUUUCCAAGCCUCAGUGCCCUCACCUGGAAAGGGAGGGUAAUAAUGGCACCGAGUGCAGGGUGAGCAGUGAGAGAGACGGUGCAGGGCAUCCAUGCAGAACUGAAAGACAUUUUGUAUUCUCUGCCUUAAGGGGCUAUUGUGUAAUCAGGAGGCUUGGCCUGUACAGCUCAGUCUCUCUUUUGACCUUGUGUCCCCUCCACCCUCAGAUGGACUCUCCUGAAGGCAGCAGGUAAACAGUAGCAAAGGAGGGUUAGAAAUCGCCAUCCUGAAACGACCAGUGAAGGUGUCCGGGUUUACCUGUGCUCCUCGGUGGACUUCAAACCCCACUAAGGCAGACCCACAGGAGCCACGUCCAGCUUAAGCUAACUGCACACCCGUUCUUGAGGGAGAGAGUGGAACUGAGGAUGUCUCUUAGUUCAUCAGAACUUAAACUUACAAUGUGCUAUUUUUUCAAUGCAAUA
Urocitellus parryii (Arctic ground squirrel) is the source of this 3587-nucleotide messenger RNA. NCBI's taxonomy places the organism in Eukaryota, Metazoa, Chordata, Mammalia, Rodentia, Sciuridae. The record is from RefSeq and is a predicted model, not a curated record.